GAUAUCAAAGGGUGCCAAGAACAGUCAAAUGGACUGCAAAUAAUCUUUCUUAUCCCGUAUCUCACCCGCAAGCAGCAAGCUGUGUCUUGUAAUCUUCCCCCUAGAUCUCCUAUCUGUAGUCUAACAUGUCCAUCAACAACAGUGACCAGCCCCGGAUUCUGCGCUUUCCGAGAUCCGACGAACCUACAGCGUGCGUACUGCUGCACGUUACCCGUCGUGGUCCUUCCGCACUAGACUUGGAUCUUGUUGGGACAGAAGGAGAGUGCCCGUUUACUGGGGCAGUACGGCAGUCUCACCUCAACUCGUAUCGCUCAAAGAAUUAUCAAGGUACUGAGGAUGACUGGACUCAGAUCAUUCUCCAUGUGCUUGGGCAAGCAGAACAAUGUGAGAAGGAACAGGAUUUAUUUGCAGGGCUAGAAGCGUUAGCCAUCAUCAGUGGCCUCGAAACCCAGGACAAAGAGAUAAAACUCGUGAUACGGAAGAAAGUACAAACAAUAACUCAAAAACUCGGGACUCUAGUAUUGAAGCAAAACGACGAACAGGCCAUCCACCUCUAUGACUGGACGUCUACUUCGGUAGAGAGGGCUGAUUCCUUCGAAAGACGUUGUGCAAUCCUCCUGGGUCGCUACCGCGCUGCUGAACAGAGAAUUAAGGAUCUCGAUGCCCAGCUUGACGAGCUCUUAAGCGCCAAGACUCGGCACGACGAACAGCUAAUGAAAAACUUGAUGCAGCUUCUCAAUGAGAAAAAGUUGAAAAUCCGCAACCAACAGCGCGUAGUAGCCCCCACAGAGGCUGCUGUAGAGGAAGAUUUCAAAACUCACAAACCACGACCGGGCGGAUCCAGGCAAACCACUGCUGUCAAGAGGCGAGCGAAUGGUUCAGCUUCGACACCGUCUUAUGAGGUGUUCGGUAGCGGUAGCGGUAGCGGCUUCGAAGAUUCGGACGAUGACCGGGAUAAGCGCCAUGAAAGCUCUAAAGCGGUGUCAGGCACAGAAUCAGGCACAGACAAUGAGCUACCACUGGGGCAGCGGCCCUCAGGGGAAGAUGAGUCUACUGACGAAGACAUACCACGCCUGCCAAGUCAUGGUUCUCGGAUAAGCAACUCUAGCCCACAACAAACUCAUUCGCAGUUCUUAAGCAAGAAACAAUUGACUCCACAGCGACGAGAGAUUCCCUUUCCGAGGAUGAGGGGAAAUGCGACAGCUACUAUACGAACAGAUCGACAUAAAAAUAAAGAAGCCAGGGACAGCAUGGGGGAAACAGAUGAUGAUGAGUUAUAAUAUUAAUAUAGUAGCCAAAGUUCCAGACCAUUUUAGGCAAUACAAA
Aspergillus japonicus CBS 114.51 is the source of this 1326-nucleotide messenger RNA. RefSeq lists its product as uncharacterized. The record is from RefSeq and is a predicted model, not a curated record. The transcript has 4 exons. Bases 126 to 1280 code for a protein of 384 amino acids. Lineage: Eukaryota; Fungi; Ascomycota; Eurotiomycetes; Eurotiales; Aspergillaceae.